Messenger RNA from Pipra filicauda (Wire-tailed manakin), 1220 nucleotides. RefSeq names its product N-terminal asparagine amidase (gene NTAN1). The record is from RefSeq and is a predicted model, not a curated record. Lineage: Eukaryota; Metazoa; Chordata; Aves; Passeriformes; Pipridae. Bases 152 to 1084 code for a protein of 310 amino acids. The transcript has 10 exons. Gene Ontology annotation, biological process: ubiquitin-dependent protein catabolic process. Gene Ontology annotation, cellular component: nucleus. Gene Ontology annotation, molecular function: protein-N-terminal asparagine amidohydrolase activity.
CGGGCGGUGCCGGUCCCUGCCGGGCCCCGGGCGGUGCCGGUGCCACCGCCCCGCUUUCCCAGCGCCCCGCGCGGCGCCGCCCGGCCCGGCCCGGCGCGGCCUCAGGAGGGAGCGCGGAGCCGCCUCCGGGCCCGGCCUGGCGCUCGCCGAGAUGCCGCUGCUGGUUAACGGAGCGCGGGUGGACCUGUCCCGGCCCACGGGGGACAUGAUCCGCGCACACCCGCACCUCGAGGAAAAGGCAAAGCUUCUGAGAAGUCAGCCUGCUCAGACUGUGGAACCCAAAGGCCUCCUCUAUGUCCAGCAGAGAGAGUUUGCAGUGACCACCCCCAAAGAUGGUUCUGUUUCUAUUCUUGGAUCAGAUGAUGCAACUACCUGCCACAUAGUUGUGCUCCGACACACAGGCAGCGGAGCCACCUGCCUGACACACUGUGACGGGUCUGACACGGAGGCCGAGGUGUCGCUCAUCAUGAGUUCAGUAAAGUCUCUCUCAAACACCACGGGCUGUGGCAGGCUGGAAGUGCACCUAGUUGGAGGUUUCAAUGAUGAUAGGCAGUUAUCACAAAAACUUACUAAUCAGCUUCUUAGAGCGUUCGAUCUCCAGCCAGAUGAUGUUCACUUAGUGACCUUCUGUGUAACAGAACUAAAUGAUAGAGAAGAACAAGAUAUUCACUUUCCAAUCAUUUAUGGAAUAGCUGUGAAUGUUAAAACAGCAGAGAUUUUCCCUGCAACCUUCCCAGAAAAAGGGCCGGAUGAGGAUUUGCGUUCAGCCCAUGUUUUAACAGGAGCACCACUCACCAACAUCUACGAUGCAAAGACGGAACAGCUCCGUAUUGGGCCUUAUUUCUGGGGGCCUUUCCCACACGUGGACUUCUGGUUGGAACAGGAUGAUGCCCAGAUUUUACAGAAUCUUUCCACUUCGCCCCUGGCUGAGCCACCCCACUUUGUUUCCCACAUCCGAUCUACAUUAACAUUUCUAAAAGCACAUCCCUUUCCAUCUCGGUCCCUGUUCCCUGACAGCAAACCUCGCAUCUACAAGAAAAACAAAGAAGGGUUGUGGGAACAGGUUUGUUCUGACAAGAUCUAACCUGGACCCAACCACUACAACUGCUUUAGGGAAGUACAGUCUUGCAAGAUGAGCAAUUUGUUGUAAAAAGGAUACUGCUGGUCACAAAUACCAUUGUUCCUGUGCUUUUCAAAAUAAAAUAUUUUGAUAGAAGUAA